This is a messenger RNA of Penicillium roqueforti, 1311 nucleotides long. RefSeq lists its product as uncharacterized. The record is from RefSeq and is a predicted model, not a curated record. The transcript is spliced from 5 exons. Bases 1 to 1311 code for a protein of 436 amino acids. Lineage: Eukaryota; Fungi; Ascomycota; Eurotiomycetes; Eurotiales; Aspergillaceae.
AUGAAGCGUUUCUGCCACAGCCUCAAAUGCUGGGGCCGCCGCUGCGACUGCAGUGAUGACUCGGAUUCCGAUGGCCAAACACUGCCCCUAGCUAAAGUGGCAUCUAAAGGCGGGCAUAAUGCACCUCCUACAAUGACUUACCCUAAAAAUGUGACAGCCAAAGCCCCAAAGCCAGGUAAAGACCCUAAGCCAGCUGAGCCUAAGAACAAGGUUAAACCUCAGGAAGCCGCCACCGGCAAUGAUGGCAAGUCUCGCACAGAAAUUACACCUGACAUGAGUGAUAUCGAUAUGAACGAUGCCAGUGAUGGUAGAAUAAGUGACAAUCCCUCUCCCCCCAGAUCUGACAGUGAUAUUGAUAUGCCAGAUGCCGAUCCCGGCGAAUUAUUGACCUACCCUCUAGCCCGAAUGUCACAGAAUAGACGUACCUUAUCCAAUGCAGGUGAAAGUGAGUCUUCAUCCGAUGAUGAUGCCUUGUACUUCGGUUCUCCGCGUCCCCGUCCUCCCAUAUCCUUGAGGGCCGCGCACCAGUCUGGCCGAAUCGAACGAUGGAGCCUGAGAUCUUCCAACGACAGCAUGCAAUCCUAUAGCGGUAGGAAGCGGGGGCACGUCGAAGAGGUUGAGGAUGUAAAUCAGGAAUGGAGCCCAGCUCCUAGCUCUCACGGUUCUCCACCCUCGAAGCGUCAGCGCACCAGUGGGGAGAGUUCGACUGAAGGACGGUUUUGGGGACCGGAACUAUUGUUUCCAGAACCACCCACUUCUCCAAAUAUUGCCGCCUCCAGUGAUUCCGAAGACUUCAACACAGACGAUGAGAUGUAUGAAAAGCCUUCUACAACGACAAUCAACCGGUACCGAGAAAAAGGAGCUCAACUACAAGCUUGGUUAGAAGACCCUAACGAACCAGACUGCAAUAUUUCCCCGGCAACAGCAACUCUAGACGACUUGAUGAACGCCCCGCCGCCAGACGUUUUUGAACUCGGAGAAAGCUAUCACCGAGAUCUGGGCGACCUUAUGGACGGAGGCGAACCCGAGUCGACGGGCCUCCCUACCGGGGGAAACAGCGAGAUUCAACUUCCCAAGUCUGAGUACGAUAACAUCCAGUGGAAUGAAUUCGCCAAGGCUGUUUAUGAGUAUGACCACCCCAUGUCCACUUUGAGACUUGGACGCGAUUUCGAAGCUGCGAUGCACGAGUCGUGCAUGAAGGUCGAACGUGGCACUGCUGAGUAUGAGGAACUUCUCGGCACGAAAUUAGGAAAAGCAGCUGCCAUACUUCUUAUAUCAUCUCUCCCUAGAGAAACUGCCGGCGAUGAUUGA